Chironomus riparius is the source of this 5277-nucleotide messenger RNA. NCBI's taxonomy places the organism in Eukaryota, Metazoa, Arthropoda, Insecta, Diptera, Chironomidae. The record is from the annotation of a GenBank genome assembly.
AUGAACAACUUCCCGAACAGCAACAAUCUUUAUGGAUAUGGAUUUCAGCAAUCCAGUCAACAACUGAACUAUCCGCCACCCUUUAUGAAUUCACAACCUGUGGGAUAUGAUAACACAAAUAGACAAUUUUCCGCACCACCACCACCACCGCCUCCUGAAAAUCAAAAUCAAGGAUCUUCAGCUGAUUCCAUGCAGCAACAAAACAUGAACAUGAACAGAGGUAGACAACAAGGCAAUUUUAAUCAAGGAUUUAACAAUAAUCGAGGGCAGCAGAAUAGCAAUAAUAAUAAUAAUAGUAAUAGGCAGCAAAGUGCUCGAGGUGGUCGAAGGAAUCUAAGAGGAAGUGCUCAGUUUCCGGGAGACAAUAUUCAUUCGCAGAAUGCCAGCAGCAUGAACUCUAAUUUUAAUGACCCAAAACCAAAUCAAAUGCAGGGAAAUUUCAGCAAUAUUCGUGGUCAACAGAAAAACAAUAAGAAUAACAACAACAAUAGGAAUACGGGAAACUGGAACAGGAAUAAGAAUAAUAAUCAAGGUCAAAACUCUUCAGAAAUGAAUUCAAAUGCUAAUAUAAAGUUCGCACAUGAUGUUUCUCAGCAACCAUCACAACCAAUUUCAUUGAGUCCAAAUGUUCCUGGCACAUCAACAAAUGUCAAUAACUUUGAGGACGAAUUUAGAAAAUGGGAAGAACAAUUUGAAAAGUGGCAGCAUGAAAUGAGAGAUCAUCCAGAUAAAGAACAGUAUGACAAAUAUAAGGAACAAUUCAUGCAAUAUCGCGAAGCUUUAUCAACUCGCUUGCAAAAAUUGAAAGAAAAGUCAAUCUCGAAUCCGCCGAUGACGGACGAACAAAUCAAAUUUAGUACGGAAUGGACUGCUGGAGAUCCAAAUAAAGGUUCAACAAGUACAGCUGAGCCAGCUGGUUCUUCUAAAACAGUUUAUAAUCCAGCAACGUCAUCAACACAAUUGCCACCAGCAUUUGUAUCAAAUUCCGAUCUGCCUGCAUCAUCAAUUCUUUUUGGUUGUUCAACAUCAACAGUAACAAGCACCAAAGAAAUUCCCCAAUUAAGUUUUGCUCACGAUAAAUUCGAUGAAGAGAAUAUUGUGUCAUUUGAACAUGCUGUUAUGGAUCCAAAUUAUUCAAAUUUUAAUAAGAAUAGCUUUAAAAGCUCAGAAGCAUUUAUUCCUGGACUGGAAACAUUUAAGGAACCACCAAAAGAAAUGCUAAGAAACAAACAAGAUGAUGAUGUUUUGAUAAUUCCUCCAAAUCAGACAACAGAACUAAGAAAAUCACCGCUUGUUGCUCUUCCUAUGCCUGAGCUGCCUUCUUUUAGUCGAACAAAGUUUAGAAGUAUGACUUUAAUUGAUGAAAUCCUAGAAGAACCUGGACGAUCAACAAGAGAUAAAAAAGUGCUUAUAAUAAUUCGAGGAGCACCAGGCAGUGGCAAACAUUAUCUAGCAGACCUGAUUUAUAAGAAAGAAGCUGAAGAGUAUCGUAAUGAUCGAUGUAAAAUAUUAUCGAUAAGAAAGUUUAUAGUUAAUCAUAUCUACGAUCCGAGAAAAGCAGAUGAGUAUGAUAUGCAACAGCUUAAUGAAUGUAGAGAUAUGAUGCAAGAAGGAUACAAUAAUUUUGUCAUAGUGGUCCUCAAUGGAUGUGGCAUUAAGCAUUUCAAUAAGAUUGCUCAUAUGGCUUUUAGUAUAGGAAAGUUUGAAUGUUACUCUAUCGAAAUUCAUCAAAAAUCUGAAGUUUGUCACAAAUAUGACACAUAUAAUAGAAGUAUCAUAGAUAUAAAAGAAGCAAAUGAAUAUUUAGUAAGGUUUUCAACGCCAAUUAGAAUUAAGCUUUUAGAUCCAAGCUCACUUUAUUUCCCAAAAUUAAAACCACAGCCUAUUUUAACUGAUAAACCCCCACCGAUAUUCGAGAAAUCACAACCCCCACCUCAAUCAAUUCCAUCAAACGCUGAAGAAUUUACUAAAAAUAUAGCACAACUUUUACAAAAUGAAAAUGUCAUGCAAAUUUUGCAAGCUCAGAUUAAAAAUAAUCAAUCUAGUCAGUCAAUGCAGGUACAAAAUCAGCAGUCACAGCAACAGCAACAAAAUCAGCCAUUUCAACAAAAUUUCAAUAGAAUGCCUCCAAUGAUUCAAAUGCGCGAACCUCCACCAAAAUCUUUUAUACCAAAAAAUCAAGCAAACUUCUCAUUAGUCGACUGUCCAAUAUUUAAAUCUACAAAAGUCGUUGACUAUAAUCAUGUCCAUAAGCAAACAUUUGAAGAAUCUUUGAUGGAAUUUAAAGUCUUUCGAACCAUAGACUAUAAUCAUAUGACAUCCUAUAAAUUAAAUGAAUUCAUAAAGGAAAUUGAUAUUGAUAAAGUCAUUGAAAAGAGAAAAGCUAUCGCAUUAAGAAAGAAAAUUUUGGAAUAUUUAAGAAGUGCUGAACGGCCUGAAGAUACAGUAAGUAAUCCAAAAUAUCCAAGAAACUGGCAAGUUGAAGAACGUGAACGCCCGCCAAGAAAAAGUAAAAGAAGGAAGCGUUUGACUGCAAAGAUUAAAAGAAUUCUUAUGGAAAAAUGUCGUGACAAUUCGUGGAUGACAAAAGGAUAUGUAAGAGAUGAAAAUGAGCAGAUGGAUUUAGAAACAAUUUCUUCAGAUGAUGAUGAUGGAAGUGACAUAGGAUCGUAUGAAAAACCAGCGAAAAUUGCAAGAAUUGAAGUUGAUGAGAAAGAGGAAGUUUAUGAUGAAUUUAGAGACAUUUUUAAGACAAUUCCAGAUUUUAAUAGAUUUAAACAUCCAAGAACAAUUAGUAUAAAGAGUCUUUUAUGGCUUCCUGAAAGAAAAUUUCGACCACAUAAGAUUUUGAUCAUACUUCGUGGUGCUGCUGGAUCUGGAAAGUCACAUUUAGUUCAAUUGAUUAAAAGGAAAGAAACUGAAAUUGGAAAUUCCGAUAUUAGAAUUUUAUCAAUUGAUGAUUAUUAUUUAACUGAGGAAGAUGAAGAUUGUGAUCCAAAAACUCGACAGAAAUUAACACAAAAUUAUUUAGAAAAUUUACAAAAACAUUUAAAGAAAACAAUUUCCAAUAAUUUACACAACUUUAUCAUAAUUGAUGCUGAAAACUGCGAUUUGAGUUCAUACAAUCAAUUUCAUCAGAUUGGCACUUCAAUGGGAUUUUCAGUCUAUACAAUUGAACUAUAUCAAAUGCUCGACAUUUGUAUGAAGCAAUGCAAAAGAGCUGCAUCUAAAGAUGAGAUUUCAAAGUCGAUAGAAUUAUUAAAUAAAAAUCGAAUUCCUAAUGAUCAUAUGCUGCUACUUCCAACUGCACUUUAUGAGGAAUAUAAAUGCUUUGUUAAUCCACUUUUAUCGAAUGAGAAACCAAAGGAAGUGAUUGAAAAACCUAAAGAAGUUGAGCAGCAAGAUGACUCGAUUAAAAACUAUCAGAACUAUCUCGUUCAAACUAUUGAUGAUGACUACUUGGAAGUAAUGCCUCAAUUUAACUGGCAUAAUCGUGAGACUAUAGACAUUAGAGACAUUUUGGAAGAGCCUGGAAGAUUUAAAAGGAACAAGAAUAUCGCAAUUUUAAUGAGAGGACCUGGCGGUUCCGGUAAAAAUGAAUUAGCAUCAGUAAUUUUGAAUAAAGAACGCGAAAAUGGAAAUGAAAAUUGUAUAUUUAUAAGUAUUGAGGAAUAUUUCAUUAAUGAAGGAACUAAAAAGUAUGAAUUUAACAGUCGUGAUCUAGACACAAACAUCCAAAAAUUAAUAAGGAAGUUACUUGAAUCAAUGCGAUCAAAACUGUACAAUUUCAUUAUUGUGGACGUUGAGACUGGAGACUUUUCACAUUAUAUGCAGAUUUAUGAGUUGCUAUCUAAACAGAAUCAAUGUUAUACAAUUGAAACAUAUCAAGAUCCAGCAGUUUGUUUAGAAAAUGACAUUCAUAAACGUUCAAAGGAGUUAAUUGACAGUGUUUUAGAAGAAAUGAGUUUGAAUCCAACACCUGACGAUCAUAUCUUGCUUGAUGCCGCAGUAUUUUAUAAACAUCCGUCUACUGUCGCAUCAUCUGAUCGUCCUUUAAAGUCAGCACUUAAAACAUCCCCAAAUACAUCAUUUAAUGCUGAAAAUUUACAUUCCCAAGACUUAGAGAAGCUUUACGAAUCAAAUUCAGCUAAUUCGACAUUACAUGAGAAGUUCCAAGCUAGAUUUAAUCAACGAAUUAACAUUAAUGGAAGCUUUAUUGAUCGGAACUCAUCACCGCCAGCGAAUUUACCUGAAUUUAAUUGGUUUAAUGAGAACAUUACAGACAUAAGGGAGAUAUUAGAGGAACCAGGAAGAAAUAGUCGUCCUGAGAAAAUUGCAAUAUUUAUUAGAGGUGCUCCUUGUUCUGGAAAAACUUAUUUAGCAGCGCUGAUUUUAAGGAAAGAAUUUGAAAAAGGAAGUGAAAAAGACUUUAAUUUGUUGUCAAUUGAUGAAUAUUUUGAGGAAGUAAAAUUUCGUGACACAGAAUUUGAAGGACAAUAUGAAAAGUACAUUGAAAGUAAUGCAGAUGCAGCAAAUAUCGACGAAUAUAUGCAGGAACUUGAUGAGAAUUUUGGAAGCAUUUUAGAGAAUGAUGGUCCAGCUUUUGUGGUCUUAGACGCUGAUUUCUGUGACUUGAAAUAUUAUAAUGAGAUGUGGCAAAAGGCAGUUUCGAGCGGCUUCACAUGCUACACAAUUGAGCUUAAUCAAGAUGAUAAUACAUGCAAAAAGUUUAAUGAUCACAAAUGGAAUGAGUCAUUCAUAUUAGAACGUAAUAAAAUGAUGCGAGAGAUUCAAACGCCAAAAGAUCACACAUUACUGGAUCCUGAAUAUUUGUAUCAAGAAUAUAAGUAUGAAUUUAAUGAGAAUGGCGAUGUCUUUGAUGAAAAUUAUGAAAUGGAAGUAGAUGAUGAAGGAUCAAACGACGAGAAUAAUGAAUUAUCGUUUGGUAAGUUUAAAAUGUCAGCACAAACGAGUAAAUGGGAUGAUUAUGAGACACCAGAUAUUGAACGACUUGAUGGCAUUAAAAGUAAGUCGAAAUGUGUCACAAUGGCUGAUUAUCUUCAAACUGACGAUGCUAAUGAAUGGUCAAUGAGACCUUCACAAAGUGGAAAGAAAAGAGUUCGUUGGGCUGAUAUUGAGGAGAAGAAGGCACAAGAGCAUAUGAGAAAAAUUGGAUUUAUUGUCGGUCAUACAGAUUGGACUCGAAUGACUGAUGAAAGUGACGGCAAAAGUGCUCUUGAGAAGACUAAAUUUAUUGAGCCUCGUCAAAAGAAAUGA